AUGCCUCCACUAUCAAGUGACACUAGCACCAGUCAUCUUUCCACACGAAAAGCUCACCCAACAACUCCAAAACCUCUUCGCCUCGAAGUCAGAAAAGAAUCCCUGGUCACAAAAUCACUACCAACCCUAAGCAAAAAGUCCCAAGCCGCCAGCAAAACUGCCCCCUCCAAAAAAUCCACAUCAAGCUCCCACAACCGCGAACUCAAGGGCAAGAGCAUCUCGACAGAUCCCGACUCAGGCCCCAAGCGCGGUAACAGAGCCGCUACGAGCCCUUGCCGUGUCCCUGCUCCAGACGUCAACGCCUUCAUCCAAUACAUCGCAACCCACGACCGCCGACGCUCCAACUCCCACGGCACUCCGACCAUUGACGCCGCUCGCAAACCCGCCCUCAGUCCGCAACAUGCAGGUCGUGAACAUGGCGAUAUGAUUCCCGCGGCGUUCAAUAAGGCGGAGGAUGGGAUUGGUCAGAAGGAGAAGGGAAAGAUCACGCAGGCGGUUUGGCGGGAGUUGGGUAGGCAGCAGAGGAUGGAACGGGCUAGGGGUGAGGCUGGGGUGCAGAUGAAGAAGAUGGAGGGUGGGAAUGGGGGCGGUUUGACGGUGUUGCUGGGGGCGUUGAGGAAGAGACUUACGCUGCACUUUCAUGUUCUCGAAUCACUCGAAGAGCCUCGUCUACGUGUCUCUGGCGAACGCUAUACUCCCACCUCGAAUAUCUGCGCGAGAGUUUCAACCUUUGCGGAUUAA
Molecule: messenger RNA, 741 nt
Organism: Parastagonospora nodorum SN15
Lineage: Eukaryota; Fungi; Ascomycota; Dothideomycetes; Pleosporales; Phaeosphaeriaceae
Exons: 2
Coding region: 1-741 (246 amino acids)
Source: RefSeq, a predicted model, not a curated record